ACUUCAGAGUUGCUCUGUUUUCCUCCAUUUCUCGAUUGGGGUUAGGUUCUGCGAGGAAGAAGAAGAGGAAGGAGAAGAAAAAUUAAGAAGGGAACAGGAAAAAUGGGGUUCUCAAUGCAGCCAUACGGGAUUCAGGAUAUGCUGACAGAAGGGCACAAGCAUCUUUCUGGUCUUGAGGAGGCAAUUCUGAAGAACAUUGAUGCCUGCAAGGAGCUCUCUGCUAUCACACACACUUCUCUAGGCCCUAACGAUACUUCUUUCCCUAAGGGUUCCGUAAUUUUCCUUGUAAUCUCUUUGAACUCAGGUACGAAUAAGAUGGUUAUAAAUCAUUUGGACAAGCUGUUUGUCACAAAUGAUGCUGCUACUAUUGUAAAUGAGCUUGAGGUUCAACGCCCUGCUGCCAAGAUAUUGGUUCUGGCAGGGAAGGCUCAACAGCAAGAAAUUGGUGAUGGUGCUAAUUUGACUAUUUCGUUUGCUGGAGAGCUCCUCCAAAAUGCAGAGGAGCUAAUUAGGACUGGCCUGCACCCAAGUGAGAUCAUCAGUGGAUAUACCAAAGUUAUAAACAAGACUGUUGAGAUUUUAGGUGAGCUAGUAGAGAAAGGUUCAGAAAGUAUGGAUGUCAGGGUUAAGGAGCAAGUUAUCACUAGAAUGAAAGCUGCUGUUGCUAGCAAGCAAUUUGGACAAGAUGUAGCUGUGUUUGUUACAGGUGUUGAUACCUCAGCCACUGAAACAAAAGGAACUGUCUUAAUCCAUAGUGCUGAACAGCUACAGAAUUAUGCAAAAACUGAGGAAGCUAAGGUUGAGGAGCUCAUCAAAGCAGUGGCUGAUUCUGGUGCCAAAAUUAUUGUUAGUGGGGAAGCAGUUGGUGAAAUGGCAUUGCAUUUCUCUCAAACUCAAAGUUUGAACUGCGAUAAUUUUGCCACACAACUGGUGCUAUUGCUCUUCCAGCCAAAGCCAGAUGACCUGGGAUAUGUUGAUUCAGUUUCGGUUGAGAAAAUUGGUGGAGUUCAGGUCACUAUUUUACGAGUGAAUAAGGUGGAAACAGAGUUUCUACUCUGGUUCUUCAAGGAACUACUGAUAGUCUAUUAGAUCAUCUUAAGAGAGCCGUUGAUGAUGGAGUGAAUAUGUAUAAGGUGAUUCUGUUUAAUAAUUUUUUUCUUCUUUUUCUUCCGACCAGUUUGUAGUAUUUCAUCUCCAUAAACCUUGUGAUGUUUCGUUUUUUUUGGCCUUUGGAAUGGUUAAUUGUGUUCUUGUUAGAUGCGAAUUUCAUUGGCAGCUGUAUAAUUGCUUGCUCUAUACCGUUCUUUUUCCUUUGGGUGGUCAGGCAAUGUGCAGAGAUAGUCGUAUGGUACCUGGAGUUGUAGCUACUGAAAUUGAGUUGAAGAGUUUUCGUAUAAAGAAAUAGGGUAAUACUUG
Molecule: messenger RNA, 1416 nt
Organism: Rubroshorea leprosula
Lineage: Eukaryota; Viridiplantae; Streptophyta; Magnoliopsida; Malvales; Dipterocarpaceae
Source: the annotation of a GenBank genome assembly